AAAAAACCUAAAACCUUAAACCUCCGUCGCAUGUCUCCGUCGUUAGCCUCCUGUUAAUCUCCAUCUCAGAUCAAAAUUUCUCCCUUUUCCGGUCAUAGCGAUCUGAGCUAAAGUUGGGCUGUGUUCUUAAAAAUUCGCCGUGGGAAGGGGUUUUACAGAGAUGGCUGUUUUGUUAAAUCGCAUCGGGUUUUAGGUUUUUUUUGUUGCGAUUGAGGUAGUAGAUAUGGAUGUCGAGGGUUUGCUGAACUCUUCGGUCUCGUAUUUUUGGAAUAGAUUGGGUUGGUAGAUCGAUCUUUACAACUAAUUGCAAAUUUCUUGGAAGAUUUUGAUGUUAACGGGUUCACUAUACGGGUAUGUUUAGGCUCGAGGGAUCAUGCUAUCUCUGCGAACCAUUCGCAGAUACUGCCAUUCUUCUAUAGCAGCCACGACCUCUCGUGUUUCGAAUCAGAUCCAAGGUGGUGGUCUUGAGGAGCCUGCCCUCGUCAAGCUUAAAUCUGAGCGAGACCCUGAGAAGCUAUUCAAGCUCUUCAAAGCUAACGCCACUAACCGUUUGGUGAUUGAAAACCGAUUUGCUUUUGAAGAUACGGUUUCUAGGUUAGCUGGUGCACGCCGGCUUGAUUUCGUCGAGGAUCUGCUUGAGCAUCAGAAGACACUUCCACAAGGUAGGCGUGAGGGUUUCGUUGUUAGGAUUAUUAUGUUGUAUGGCAAAGCUGGAAUGACCAAGCAAGCACUUGACACUUUCUACAAUAUGGAUUCACACGGUUGCAAAAGAACCGUUAAGUCCUUCAAUGCCGCGCUUCAAGUCUUGUCUUUUAAACCUGAUCUACACACCAUCCGGGAGUUCCUUCACGGCGCCCCAUCAAUGUAUGGCAUUGAUAUUGAUGCUGUUUCUUUUAACAUUGCCAUUAAAUCUUUCUGUGACUUGGGUAUACUUGACGGCGCUUAUAUGGCUAUGCGGCAGAUGGAGAAAUCACGGUUAAAACCUGAUGUUGUUACAUAUACUACACUUAUAUCUGCGUUUUACAAGCACGAGAGGUGUGUGAUUGGGAAUGGGUUGUGGAACCUUAUGGUCCUCAAGGGCUGCAGGCCUAAUCUCACCACUUUUAAUAUUAGGAUCCAGUUCUUAGUGAAUAGGGGACGAGCUUGGGAUGCAAAUGAUCUGUUGCUGUUGAUGCCAAGACUCCAGGUGGAACCGGACAACAUAACUUAUAACAUGGUUAUCAAAGGUUUUUUCCUUGCGAGGUUUCCUGAGAUGGCCGAAAGGGUUUAUACAGCAAUGCACGGUAAGGGCUACAAACCCAACCUGAAGAUCUACCAGACGAUGAUUCACUAUCUGUGCAAGGCAGGAAACUUUGAUCUGGCUUAUACCAUGUGCAAGGAUUGUAUGAGAAAGAAGUGGUACCCCAACUUGGACACAGUUGAUAUGCUGCUCAAAGGGCUUGUGAAAAAGGGCCAGCUUGAUCAGGCUAAGUCGAUCAUGGCGUUAGUUCAAAAACGAGUGCCUCCUUUCAGGUCAAAACAGUUGGUCUCCCUUAAGUCCAUUUUGUAAUAUUUUACAUUGAAAUGGAACAAAAUUUGUUACAUCUACACGACAAGGCGGCCACAGGAUUCUUUCUUUCUUUCUUUCUCCUGAGUUUGUUUUGUAUAGCUUUGGGGGCUGAACUGGAAAUUGGAUGUAGCCCCAUAUCAGGAGGUACAUUUAUCUUCUUAUCGGAUUCAACUAUUAGUUGCUCCGUGAUAAUAAAGGCCAGGGUGAUUUGGAAACUCCAAUGGAUACCCACUCGAGAGCAAAAUGGCAUACGCAAAGUUGUGACCGUGUGCAGAAGAAACCGAUAGGAUCUUUGUCUGAUGAUGCAAAAACUUCGCUAAAGCAACGAGCCCUGGGAAAAUUAGUUAUGUUCUUAGCUUCGUCCAGCCAAAGUAAAAGGCGUUAAACCUAAAACAUAGGCGUUGAUAGCUUUUCCUGCUAUAUAUAGCACACGAAUGUAAACAACAGAAAAAGAGAACAGCGACAACGAGCAAUGCAUAAUUUUUUAUUGUUUAUUUAUUUGUUUGUGGAAACUUUGAACCCACAAAUGACAAAGCAAGCAUAAUUAGUAACA
Messenger RNA from Camelina sativa (false flax), 2102 nucleotides. RefSeq names its product pentatricopeptide repeat-containing protein At1g80150, mitochondrial. Gene Ontology annotation, molecular function: protein binding. The record is from RefSeq and is a predicted model, not a curated record. Lineage: Eukaryota; Viridiplantae; Streptophyta; Magnoliopsida; Brassicales; Brassicaceae.